AUGACUGUAGCUACUGAGGUCAAUGACAUCAUACCACGAUACAGUGAGAACCUCUCAAAACAGUUAGAAGAUUUUUUUUCAGUUGAAAAUUUUGGAACUUCAUGUAUACCUAAAUGUAGUGGUUGUAAAUGUGGGAAGUGUUCAUUGAGUGGGGAACAUAGCUUGAAGGAGGAAAUGGAAUUAAAACAGAUAGAAGAAGGACUUAAUUAUGAUUCAAUAAAUGGGUAUUGGAUUGCAAGCUAUCCAUGGAUUAAGGAUCCUAACAAACUCCCUAAUAAUGUUUCCCUUGCAUAUGGAAGACUAAAAUCUACUGAACGAAGGUUAAUAAAGCUCGGGAGCGAUUACUCUAAAAAAUAUAAUGAUCAGAUUUUAGAUAUGGUUCAUAGGGAAGUUGCUAGAAAAUUGAACAUAGAUGAGAUAAGUAAUUAUAAUGGUCCCGUUCACUACUUGCCCCACCAUGAAGUCCACAAGCCAGACUCAGUUUCUACCCCUUUGAGAAUUGUGUUCAACUCUUCUUCCUCUUACCUUGGUCACGUACUCAAUGAUUACUUUGCAAAGGGCCCUGAUGUGCUAAACAACAUGAUUGCUAUACUGAUACGUUUUAGGCAACAUGCUGUGGCCUUCGUAGCGAUAUUAAGAAAAUGUACAACUCUGUACGAAUUUCAGAACUUGAUCAACAUACUCAUAGGUUUUGUGGCGGGACUUAGAAACUGA
Macrobrachium nipponense is the source of this 714-nucleotide messenger RNA. RefSeq lists its product as uncharacterized. The record is from RefSeq and is a predicted model, not a curated record. The transcript has a single exon. The coding region runs from base 1 to 714 and encodes 237 amino acids. Lineage: Eukaryota; Metazoa; Arthropoda; Malacostraca; Decapoda; Palaemonidae.